AGCAGAAGAUUGGUUCCUGUGCAUGCUAAAGCUUCAGUUGGAUGCUUCCCGGGGUCUGAAGCCGCAUGCACUCGAAAUCCCAAGCAAUUGAGGGUCGGGAUUCGCCGUCCGACCAUGCUUGUGCUCGAUUACAACCUCCUUGUAUCAAUUUCGCGCUCCUCUCAACCCAAGCUCGAACAAUCCAGCAGCGAUGGCGCGUCGCUGGAGCUGGAUGAGGAACCAGAGUUUUCGCUGGCGAAAGCUUGCGUGGAGGCCAUGGGACCAGCUGGGGAGGGAUUCGUCGCUGUGAGGGGCAUGGAAAAUUAUGCAAGAUUGCGUGAGCAGGUUCUUCCCCUCGCCCAGAAGCUUGCUCUCAUGCCGAAUUCGGAACGCGCGGCGAUUUUGAAGGAGCACGGGUUGGGAACGGACGUGCCUUUAAAAGAUCCAGGUCGACCAGUUUCUUCAUUUGCAGCCCAACUUCGCUUCGAAAGUCUACUAGAGCUCGACAACAUUGGGUCCAUUUCGAAGGAUAUCUAUGACAAUCAGAAGGCUCAGCGGUGUGCACAUGGAGACAGUUUCAGUGAACUUGGAAACUUGUUUAAACAGCUGGGUAUGUGCAUGGUGAGGGUGGGGCUGCUGAUUGCUCGACUUUUUGAUGCUUAUCAGUCUCACGCGGGCCUGUGUGAAUCUAGCUUGGAGCAAGCUAUUCUCGAGUCAGGUACCGCAAAGGGUCGACUCAUCCAUUAUCACUCUCUUUUGGAGAAAGAUAUCCUUCGCUCUCUCCAGAACUCGAAGACGCAGAAACAAAAUAAGAAUGCUAGCAAAGCAAGAAUCUCAGAAGUCUGGAAUGCAGCUGCAGAUUCCGGGGUCUCAACUCUGUGGCAGCAGUGGCACUGCGACUAUGGCAUCUUCACUGUUCUAACUUCACCUCUCUUUCUUAAACCCACCCGGGAUGUUCCUUCAGAGCCAGAUGUCGCAACUAAAAGAUGGACUGAACCAGCUGUAAAUGGGGAUCACUGGAAGGUUGAUCAUAAAUUAUCAGAGGGUGAUUCCAAUCAGCUACAAUCAUGCGACAAUCGCAGUAUUCAAGAGGAGAAACCUCGUUCGUCAAGAUCACAACAGUUGUCUUCAUCCUCGCAGGAUUUGAAUUUUAGCAUGCAAGAAUGCGCACCCCCUGAUGGGUACUCAUCCCUACGAGUCAUGGAUGCCCACAGCCGAACCACAUCUGUAUCGAUACCUUCCGACUACCUGAUAGUUCAAGUAGGCGACGCCGCUCAGCUGCUCUCGGGGGGAGAACUCGUUGCAAGACCGCACUGUGUAAUGCGACCCACUUCGGACAGAGACGUAAGUCGGCAAACAAUGGCGGUAUUUUUGCAACCUGCUUGGGACAGAAGCUUGUCUAUUCCGCCCGGGACCGCUCAAGAACGAGCUCUAGAAGCUGGAGGAGUUGCCACAAAUCUAGAGACGCAUAUUCCCCUGUUGGCAUCACGAUGGAAGGAUGGUUGUACAUUUGCCGAAUUUUCUAAGGAAACUACGAGGCAGUAUUACGGUGCAGAUGGUCGCCAGUCGAGAAAAUAGAUGCUCUCUGUGAUGGCCUGUCCUUUCCACAUUCUUAUUCAUCUGUUCAUGAACGAUUGGGAGACAUCAUACUGAACUAAUUUGUCAUUUCUAUUCA
This is a messenger RNA of Physcomitrium patens, 1654 nucleotides long. RefSeq lists its product as uncharacterized. The record is from RefSeq and is a predicted model, not a curated record. NCBI's taxonomy places the organism in Eukaryota, Viridiplantae, Streptophyta, Bryopsida, Funariales, Funariaceae.